This is a messenger RNA of Rubroshorea leprosula, 2415 nucleotides long. NCBI's taxonomy places the organism in Eukaryota, Viridiplantae, Streptophyta, Magnoliopsida, Malvales, Dipterocarpaceae. The record is from the annotation of a GenBank genome assembly.
AGUAUUGUAAUUGCACCAAACCAGAAGUCCUUCCUCAGUUCGCGUCCGCACUCUGAAUUAACUUGCAAAGCCCCGAGGUUGAACUCGGGGUAGACACUCCGAUGCUUAAGUCAGCAAUAAUCGAGGCUACCUUUAAAGCAGAAAUAAAAAGAGCUUAGGGUUGGUUUCAAUCACCUUUUUGACGUGGCCCUUGGGGGAUAUUUAUAGGCUCCAGUGAGGAACCCACGUGGCAUGCCAAGCAAGAUAAUCGGAGCCUGACGUGUCUAUCCAGACGGUUAUUUCGGGACCGAGAAUUUGAGAGAUAUUCAGAUGCAAGGAUGUCCAUCAUAAUUGUUGUACAACUCAUCAUAAAGAAUCAAGUGUGGGCAUGUUCAUUGUCACUGUCAUGUAGCUGUUUGAGUGGGAAGCUUUGGAUUUAUCCUUCGCUUCGGUCAUAAAGAAAUUACUGUAGUAGUCCGAGGUUGGGCACCUCGGACCUGUCCUUACACUAUUCCCCCCCCAAAGUCAUUUACUUGUGAAUGAUGAUGUUAAAGAUAAUGGGAUAGUGCAUAAAUAGAAAGGAGGGGGGAUAAAAAUAUUAAAUUGAGUUAUAGAGAAAUUGGGGAGAUGUCUUCAGAAAGGACAAUGAGUGUAGUAGGGAGUGAGGUGAUGCCCUUGGAGUACGGUGGCAUGGACUCAGAAAGUAGUCCAUCUUCGUCUAGUUUGGAGAGGAUAGUGGAGGAAAGAAGGGAGAGGGGGGUAGUGGAAGAGGAGGAAGAAGAAAUUCCCUCAAAUGUUAUGGAGGUUGAGGGUAAUGGAGAUAGGUGUUAUGACCCCGAAUUAGACAUAGUGUCUGAGGUGAAAAGUCCUGCUGGGGGGAAUGAGAGAGUGUGCUCAGCACCCCGAGACCACUGGAUGCCCAUGUACGUUCAUUAUUUGGUUGCAGGGCUUAGGAUGGAAGAAAAAUUCUUCUUUGUGGAUGACACUGAGUGGAGUAGGAGGGAUGCCGAAGUGGAACAAUUGUCUGCUUGGAAAGCAAAGAAAACCAAGCAGAACAAUUAUAAGUUAAAUGAGGAUGAGGUGGAGGAGGUAGAGAAGCUGGUGAGGGAGGAAGAAGAUGUAGUGGAUAUCAUGUACCUCACCAACUCGAAGGCAAUAGAGGCUGCAGAGCUCUAUGGGCCAAGCUUAUUGAGCGAAGGUUUUUUUCUAAAUGCUACUGGAAGGCUGGCUAUCCGUAAGAAGCCAAGGAAGAAGUCAAAGACUUCGAAUGUGGCAGACAAGGGGGCAGCAGAGAAAGAACGCCUGUCCAGCACUUCUGCUCGAGCGUUGGAGAUACAGCAGAGGCUAGAGCCUGUGAGAAGGAGCAGUGAGGAAGUGAGCGAGGAGGUGGCACCACUUCAGAGGAAGAAGAGAAAGGUGGCAGAACCAAAAGCCAGGGGAGAUGAGGUGGUUGAGUUCAUGCUUCAGCCUUCUCCUCUUGAAAUUGAUCCUGAAGUUCGGGAGAGGAAGGAGACCGAGAUACGAGGCCCUGGUAAAGGCAAGGAGCUCUUCCCUCAACCUUUGUUCCAGAAGAGUUUGUUCGAAGCAACAAACACUAUUUGGGUGAAGCGCUUCCUCAAUGCCACGCUUCCUGAGGUGGAUAUGAGGCAAGCAAGGCAAGAGGCGGUGAGUCAUUUGGCGGCUCGCAUGGUGAGGCAUGCCCUGGAGAGUGCAAGUUGGGAAAAGGAGGAGUUGCAGAAGGAGAAGGAGGAGCUGCAGAGGAAGAACAAAGAGGUGCAGAGGAAACUAGAUGAUGUGGUGCCGACAGUAAUCGAGCUCCAGAGCGAUAGAGAAAGCUUAAGCAUAAUACUUGUCUUCGAAGAGUGUAAAAGGAAGAUCUGUGAAGACAGGCUUGAUGCUCAAGACAAGUAUAUCGAAAAGAUGAACCAAUGGAUGGUGGAGUUGAAAAAGAAGGUGGAUCUACUGGUACACAACGGGAUGGAAGAGCACAUUGGCAACUUCCUCAACUCCAGCAUUUUCAAGAACAUCAUCAACCUCUACCGGCUGCUAACAGCAAUUUUGGCCUUCACCAACUGUAGAAAGAAGGUGAAGGCGCAGUACCCGGAGGUGGACGUCACGACGGUCACCUUUGGUGAACAAGAAGAAGGAGUGGAGGAGGAUGUGCAGCAGCUAGCUCCUCCUAAAGUAGAAGUGCCACCUCUGCCUACUAGGGAUGAGCCACCUCCACCGCCCCUUCCUGCUAAGGAGCAGCGUCCUUCCUCAGCAGAUUAGCUUAGGAUUUUAUAUUUUUUAGUUAUAUUUGUAAAGAACAUUUUUGUAAUUGAGAUUUUAUUAAUUGAAAAUUUUUGAAGUCCUUUUUGGUGUUUAGUUUUGAUUUUUGAUUGCUAUUUUGUUUCAAGUAAACCACUUCAGAUAAAAUAAAGUGAUUUUAAUUAA